UCAUUUGCAGAACAGCAACCAAUUUAAUUAUUUAAAUAAACAAAAAUUCAAUUAAGCCGUGAACCGUGUGUAUGUGUUGGUUCACCAAAAAUUAAGCCCAACAAUGUCCACAGCAUCCGGAUCCGAACCGCCCACCAGAUGCAGCAAAUGCCAGAAAGAGACAACAACCCCAACAAAUGCAACCGAAGCUGCCCACUGUACCGAUUGUGUUAACCUGGACGCAGCAGCAGCCGAGCAGCGAUUGGCGAAAACUGAGGAGCCUGUGAAAAUGGAAAUUGAUGCCGAUUUAACCACUACAGAGACACUGGACGAACUGGAUGAGCUGGACGACAACAGGCCAACGAUAAAUAUGCAAACGAAUGCCAAUGGCAAAGGUAUUGGGAAGGCCAAUCGGAAAACAGAAGAGCAGCCGCCAGCCAAGGAGGAGCCACCACACGCCACUCAAAUCUCCAAUGAGGCCAACGUGGCUGAGGUCAAGACGAAAGCAAACAGUCCCGCUACAGUCAAGGCCGAGGCCAGCCUUCUUGCCGAUGGCGAUGCUGCCGCUGAAGAUGUUAGCGCAUCCAAGAUGGCGGAGGCCAGCCCGGCGGAAGCGGCCGCGUCCCAGACGCCGCAGCGCGCUGGCAAAGUGACGCGCAGCAGCCUAAAUGGCGCCCGAUCGCCAACCAUAAUCAAACGGCUGCGCAAAAGCACGCGCAGCACACGCUUCAAAUCGAAGCUAACGGGACGUGGCAAUACAAGCGGAAGUGGUGCAAUCAAUGGCCACAAUGGCCAAGUCGUCGGCGGUGCUGCCGCUGGGCAAUCGCCUGGCGGUCCGUCACAUGCGGCCGGCGGUGCCAAGGCACAUGGCAAAACCGGAGCUGGCGGCGCUGGCGCUGCGUCCGGUGCACGCAAUCGGCGCACCCUUUUCAAGCGUCCCGCCCAGAAGACGCCGCGGGUGCAGGCCUGCACGCAGUUCGUGAAGAGCGUGUUCUACAAGGGCAGCUACAUGCAGAUCGGCGAUAUUGUGAGCAUCGUGGAUAGCGAACAGAACAUAUUCUAUGCCCAGAUCCGGGGCCUACUGGUGGAUGCCUAUUGCGAGAAAUCGGCGUUUCUCACCUGGCUGAUACCCACGCAGGACAGUCCCGAUCCGCAGGAGGGCUUCGACCCAGCCACCUAUCUGAUUGGUCCCGACGAGGAGCUCUCCCGCAAACUGUGCUAUCUGGAGUUUGUGAUGCACGCGCCCAGCAAUUACUACUACGAUCGGACGACGCCCUUUCCGCUGCCCGAUGUGGAUGAGUACACGACGCACCGCACCGGCGGCUAUAUCUGGACCCGAUUGCCGACAGUCAAACGGGAACGUGAGCGUGAGAGGGAGCGGGAGCGUGAGCGCGAGCGCGAUAGGGAACGGGAACGCAAGGCGGCUGCCUAGCAGAGGCCUAGGCUUAGGAGGCG
Drosophila novamexicana is the source of this 1434-nucleotide messenger RNA. RefSeq lists its product as uncharacterized. NCBI's taxonomy places the organism in Eukaryota, Metazoa, Arthropoda, Insecta, Diptera, Drosophilidae. The transcript has 2 exons. Gene Ontology annotation, biological process: chromatin organization. The record is from RefSeq and is a predicted model, not a curated record. Bases 104 to 1411 code for a protein of 435 amino acids. Gene Ontology annotation, cellular component: nucleus.